UGUGGGGAUCAAAAGCAAUGAAACGAAAGAGACCACUAGAGUCACACUCAGAUACUUUACUUACAGAUGAAACUUUUGAAAGUUUACAAAUAUCACAAGAGACACUAGCUGCUUUAGAAGAAAUGCACUUUACAUACAUGACAGAGGUUCAAGCAAGAUGUCUUCCACACGCUUUAGGAGGAAGAGACGUAUUGGGUGCCGCACGAACUGGUUCAGGCAAAACUCUUGCAUUUUUGAUCCCUAUCGUAGAACUCUUGAGCAAAGUGAAAUGGCCAAAUAAAAUGGGAACUGCUGCCGUCAUCAUAGCUCCUACAAGAGAACUGGUUCUGCAGACACACAACGUGCUAUCAGAGUUGUGCAGUCACCAUCCUCAUUCCCACUGUGUCGUUAUGGGAGGCUCAAAUCGAAAAGUAGAAGUGGAAAAGUUAACAAAAGGAACCACUAUUAUUGUAGCCACUCCAGGAAGACUGUUGGAUCAUUUGCAGAACACGAGAGGUUUCCUAUUUAAGAAUUUACAGGUUUUGGUUAUUGAUGAAGCAGACCGUUGUUUAGAUAUCGGAUUUGAGGAAGAAAUGCAUGAAAUUCUGAGGAUCCUUCCAAAGGACAGACAAACGCUUUUGUUCUCAGCAACACAAACUACUCGAGUUGAAGAUUUAAUCAAGGUUUCCUUCAAAAAUAAACCAAUUUAUGUAGGUGUGGAUGAUAAACGAGAGACUGCCACAGUAUCUGGAUUAGAACAAGGCUUUCUCGUAUGCUCAGCUGAAGUUCGAUUUCAGACGUUGUUUACAUUUCUCAAAAGAAAUUCAAAGAAGAAAAUUAUUGUGUUUUUCUCUAGCUGCAAUGUCGUCAAGUUUUAUGCGGAAUUGUUGAAUUUCAUAGACAUUCCAGUUUUAGAGUUGCAUGGGAGACAGAAACAACAGAAGAGAACGAAUACAUUUUUUGAAUUUUGCAAGGCACAGAGUGCUAUUUUACUUUGUACUGACGUUGCUGCACGUGGUUUAGAUAUUCCUGCUGUCGAUUGGAUUGUCCAAUAUGAUCCUCCCGACGAACCGAAAGAGUAUAUUCAUCGAGUAGGUCGAACUGCACGUGGAGUUGACGGAAAAGGUCGUGCUCUUUUGUUCUUGCUACCUUCAGAAAAAGGCUUUCUGCAUUAUCUUAGACAGGCAAAAGUUCCCUUACAUGAAUACGAAAUAGCGACCAGCAAGUUAGCAAAUAUUCAGAGUCAACUAGAAAGCUUGAUUGCUAAGAACUAUUAUUUGCAUAAGAGUGCGAAGGAAGCAUAUCGCUCCUAUCUUUUGGCAUAUGCAUCUCAUCAUAUGAAGCACAUUUUCAAUAUGGAAGCGUUGGAUUUGAAAGCAGUUGCGAAAAGUUUUGUCAUACUCGAUACACAAAUCUAUUAAAAAGAGACCAAAAUCACAAGGAAAACCUGACCGU
Galdieria sulphuraria is the source of this 1434-nucleotide messenger RNA. Its product is annotated as ATP-dependent RNA helicase. Bases 18 to 1400 code for a protein of 460 amino acids. Gene Ontology annotation, molecular function: nucleic acid binding; ATP binding; RNA helicase activity. The record is from RefSeq and is a predicted model, not a curated record. NCBI's taxonomy places the organism in Eukaryota, Rhodophyta, Bangiophyceae, Galdieriales, Galdieriaceae. The transcript has 4 exons. Gene Ontology annotation, cellular component: nucleolus. Gene Ontology annotation, biological process: maturation of LSU-rRNA from tricistronic rRNA transcript (SSU-rRNA, 5.8S rRNA, LSU-rRNA).